AUAUAUGAACGGUCCCGUUGAUCAACCCAAAGCCUUCGAUACCUUUCGACAACCUGUCGAGCCUCAGUCGAAAGUCAUCGCUGGGAGUGAGCAGCAAUGAAGUUGACUUUACUGACCCUCGGGGUCAUCCUGGGCACCGUUGUGUCCGCCCCAACCGAACCUAAGGCGGAUGAGUUGAAGGGCUUCUCGCUCGAGGAGGUGGUUCCGAACCAGUUUGGACAGCGUUUCUUCACCGGUACCUGGUUGACGGGCAACGAGCUGCUGUACCGCAACGCGGAUGGUAAUUACGCGCGGCUGAACGUGGCUGAUAAGACCGAAAGUGUGCUGUUGGAUCCGAAGGACUUGGAGGCCAAGUGGCCGGGGGCGUCCGUUCAGUUUGUCAAGCCGAACUUUGACAAGGUGUUGAUUCGGUACGCUGUUCGGACGGUGUUCCGCCACUCGACGCUGUCCAAGUAUGCGGUUUUGGAUCUUGUCACGAGAAAUUCGUACGAUGUAGCUGGUGGAGAAGAGGUAUCGAUCUGUAUUCUAUCGCCUACCGGUGGAUCACUAGCUUAUGUGAAGGCCAACAACGUGUUCUACCGUCCAAAUCUUGUGGUAGAUCAAGAAGUUCACUUGACUGAAGAUGGAGUACCGGGGGUGAUCUACAACGGAGUUCCCGAUUGGGUUUAUGAAGAGGAAGUCUUCGGCACGGACGCCACUUUGUGGUUCUCGAACGAUGGAUCACACCUCGCUAUGGCAAGUUUUGAUGAUACCGAAGUGAAGGAGUUCUCGUAUCACAUCUACGGAGAGCCGGAGGAUCCCGCUUACCAGUAUCCGGAAGAGUUCAAAAUUCGCUACCCCAAGGUCAACACGACGAAUCCGACGGUUCAUUUGCGAGUUCGUGCUCUGAACAACCUUGCGGAAACGUGGAUCGAGCUCCCUGCUCCGGUUGACGUGAUCGGUGAAGAUCAUAUUCUGGGCACGGUCAACUGGAUUGGAAAUGACGUGGGAGCGAUCUGGCUGAAUCGUAGACAAAACGUGGCCACCUUCCAGAAGUGCAACGUGCAGUCCCAAGUCUGCACGGAGCUCGCCGGACUGAGUGAACCUAACGGCUGGUACGAUGUGUACACCCCGCGUUGCACCGCUUCCGGUGAUCGCUGCUUCUUCCUGGGUGAUCAGCACGGUUGGAGACGGAUCUGGGAAAUUCGGGGGGAUCAAAUCACGUUCAAAUCCCCCGAGGAAUUCACCGUUGCGGGCAUCAACGGAUACGACGAAGCUAACAACGAUCUGUACUACACGGCCAUUCCAGCCCACAAGCCGAACCAUCGCCAUGUGUAUCGCGAUGGCGGUUGUCUAACUUGUAACCUGCUCAAGGACAAACUUAGUAACGAAACGCCCUGUAACUAUGCCAGCGUAUCGUUUAGUCCCGAUUUCUCGUACUUUGCCGCGACCUGCUCCGGACCGACGCCGUCGUACUCGCAGAUCUUCCGCACGGCUGAUCUUCAGCUGGUCAUGGACUGGGAGCUGAACGUGCAGCUGCGCGAUCGGCUGUCCGGCUACAAGAAGACUCAGGUGCGCUUCCUGCGAGUACCGGUAGCCAACGGUAUGGAGGCUUCCGUGCGGCUGUAUCUUCCGCCGGAGAUUGACUUUGAAGUUCCGGAGAACAACCAGCGUAAAUAUCCAAUGAUCGUACAGGUCUACGGUGGACCCAACUCUGCUCGCGUCAUUGACACGUUCACGGUCGGUUUUGGGGACUAUCUGACCACUACCAAGCAGAUCAUUUACUGUCAGAUCGAUGGUCGCGGAACCGGUAACCAGGGCUAUGAGUUCCUGUUCACGGUGAACAACCAGUUGGGAUCGGUGGAGAUCGAGGAUCUGAUCGCGGUGACCAAGUCUCUGCAGGACCAGUACGCGUUCAUUGAUAGCGAGCGGACCGGUGUUUGGGGUUGGAGCUACGGUGGGUACGUGACUUCGAUGACCCUGGAGAAGGACAGCGCGCGGGUGUUCCGAUGCGGGAUCGCGGUAGCUCCGGUCACCUCGUGGAUGUUCUACGACUCGAUCUACACGGAACGGUUCAUGGGUUUGCCGAGAGAGGAUGACAAUGCGAGGGGGUACGAGGCCGGUGACGUGUCCCGGUUCGUGGACGGAAUGGAGGGGCACCUGUUUUUGCUGAUUCACGGCAACGGGGAUGACAACGUGCACUACCAGAACUCGAUGGUGUACGUGCGGGCACUCGUUGAGAAAGAUGUGCAGUUUGAACAGAUGAGCUAUCCAGACGAAGCCCAUGGCCUUGUGGGUGUUCAACGGCACCUGUACCACACCAUGGACAGCUUCUGGAACGAGUGCUUCGCAUGAUGUGGUCUGCUUAAAUAAAACUUGCUUAGUGACAAGUGCUAGUCAAUUAUGAAAUCACCAUUUAGUUUGCAAA
Messenger RNA from Culex quinquefasciatus (southern house mosquito), 2407 nucleotides. RefSeq names its product venom dipeptidyl peptidase 4. NCBI's taxonomy places the organism in Eukaryota, Metazoa, Arthropoda, Insecta, Diptera, Culicidae. The record is from RefSeq and is a predicted model, not a curated record. The transcript is spliced from 5 exons. Gene Ontology annotation, molecular function: dipeptidyl-peptidase activity; serine-type peptidase activity. The coding region runs from base 97 to 2334 and encodes 745 amino acids. Gene Ontology annotation, biological process: proteolysis.